AUGGUUUCUCCCAACCUCCAGAAAUGGCUUCAGGCUUCCCUAUUUUCGGCCCUGCUGCUAGGGGAGAAUGUAGUGGGGGAUGUGAUAACUGACGAUACGUUCUUUUAUGGACAGUCUCCUCCUGUGUAUCCUUCUCGUAAGUUUCUUUCUAGAUAUCCUACAGUAGCUGCAAUGCUCUUACUUUUCCACAACUCACUUCAUGUCUCGAACCAUCCAUCUAACUCUUCCUCCCAGCUUCCAUGCCUGGCUCCUCCUCCUGGUCCGAUGCCUACUCCAGAGCAACUGCCCUCGUAGCCCAGAUGACACCAGAAGAACGUGCCAACAUAACUGUAGGACACACACCUACAACUGGCUGCGGAGGAGAAACCGGAUCCGUUCCUCGUCUCAACUUCCCUGGUCUGUGUCUCUCAGAUGCCGGAAACGGACUGAGAAACACGGAUUUUGUGAACGGUUGGUCGGGAGGUCUGCACGUUGGGGCAACCUGGAACCGAAAUCUGAGUUAUGAACGGGCGUUACAUAUGGGUGGAGAGUUCCGAAGGAAGGGAGUUAAUGUGAUGUUGGGACCUGUUGUGGGACCUGUUGGACGAGUGGCUGAAGGAGGAAGAAAUUGGGAGGGAUUCAGUAGUGAUCGUGAGUUUAUAACUUUUGGCAGACAUUAAUAUGUGAGAGAGACUAACGAGAACAGCUUAUCUCUGUGGUCAACUCGCUUACGAAACCGUCCUUGGAGUCCAGGAUGCUAGCGUAACAGCUGUUGUGAAGCACUUCAUCGGAAACGAGCAAGAACUCCACAGAACAGCAAACGAAGUGAACACCAGUCUCUCAUCCAACAUCGACGACAAGACGAUGCACGAGCUGUAUCUAUGGCCCUUCCAAGAUACCGUGAAAGCUGGAGCGGCUGGAAUGAUGUGCAGUUACAACCGACUGAACAACUCAUAUGGAUGUCAGAAUAGUCAUGUUAUUAACGGGCUUUUGAAAACUGAACUUGGAUUCGAAGGUUUCUUGGUUUCGGAUUGGGGUGCGCAACGUAAGUGGACCUCCUUACAAAAGGUGGAAGAUGACCCUUUUGCUGACUUAUGACAGACUCUGGAGUUGCAUCUGCUCAGGCUGGAAUGGAUCUCGUUAUGCCAAAUUCAGAUGAAUUCUGGGGCCCUAAUGGUGAAAACCUAGUGACUGCUGUCAACAAUGGAAGCAUGGAAGAUACGAGAUUGUCCGAUAUGGCCAUCCGUAUUGUUGCGUCGUGGUACCAAUUGGGUCAAGAUAAUGUGAGUAACAUUUGAACCGCUGAAGAACCAGGAACUAACAAUAUACCAGGCAAGCUAUCCUGAAAAGGGAAUCGGACUACCAAAAGAUCUUCUCCAGCCUCACGUUAUUGUCGAUGCUCGUGAUCCAGCUUCCAAGUCUGUCAUUCUGAAUAGUGCUUUGGAAGGACACGUUCUUGUGAAGAAUGUCAACAAUGCCCUGCCACUAAACAAGCCCAAGUUGUUGUCAGUCUUUGGAUAUGAUGCGGCUACUCCACCAACCAUUAACCCAUCUGGAGGAUCUCAAGCCGAUAAGUUUGCCUUCGGAUAUGACUCGAUCGUAAGAAGUCCUGAACCCUUCCUGUCGUUGAUUUCUAACAAAAGACAGCACAAUUAUCCUGGAUUUUUAUUGCCGGGCUUUGAGACCCCACCGGCCAUUUCUAUCAAUGGUACACUUACCACCGGAGGUGGAAGUGGUGCAAACGCCAACUCAUACGUCUCAGCACCAUUAGAUUCGAUAAUUCAUCAAGCAUACGAAGAUGGUACACAAGUGAUGUACGAUACUAUGUCUGGAAACCCUUUUGUUGCUGCAGAGUCAGACGCUUGUCUCGUAUUCAUCAACGCUUUCGCUACCGAGGGUGGUGACAGACCAAAGCUUUAUGGUAAACAGCCCAGAACCCUGUAAAGUAAAUAAAGACUAACGCUUUCCAGAUGACUACUCGGACGCCCUUGUGAUCAACGUUGCUGAAAAGUGCAAUAACACUAUGGUUAUUAUUCACAACGCAGGCAUUCGCCUUGUUGAUGUUUGGGCUGACCAUCCCAACGUUACCGCUAUCAUGUACGCUCAUCUUCCAGGACAAGACUCCGGAAGAGCCGUAACUCAACUUCUUUACGGCAUGGUGUCUCCAUCUGGAAAGCUUCCAUAUACCGUCGCAACGAACGAGACAGACUAUAAUGUUCAAAGUCCCGAGGCAGAAUACGGCGAUUAUGUCCACUUCCCACAGAGCAACUUCAGUGAAGGUGUAUACAUUGAUUACAAGGACUUCGACCAGAAGAACAUCGCACCAAGAUAUGAAUUUGGGUUUGGCUUGAGUUACACAGCCUUUGAGUUCUCUGAUCUGAAAAUUGAGUCUGUCGGUGAGAACCACCCAUAUCUUCCUCCCAAUGUUGAGGUGCUCGAGGGUGGGAUGAAGAGCAUUUGGGACAUCGUUGCCAAAGUCUCGGCUGUUGUCCACAACACCGGCCGUGUCGACGCAAUGGAAGUGGCUCAGUUGUACGUUGGAGUCCCCGGAGGCCCAUCCAAGCAACUGAGGGGGUUCAACAAAGUUGCCAUUCCCGCGGGACACAGCGUGGCUGUGGACUUUGAACUGACACGACGAGAUCUGUCAGAGUGGGGGGUGAAUGAGCAGAGUUGGGUUCUGCAAGAGGGGAGUUAUAAGGUUUUCGUGGGAUCGAGCAGCAGGAAUUUGCCGCUGACUGGGAGUUUGGAUCUUUGA
Hymenoscyphus albidus is the source of this 2734-nucleotide messenger RNA. Lineage: Eukaryota; Fungi; Ascomycota; Leotiomycetes; Helotiales; Helotiaceae. The record is from the annotation of a GenBank genome assembly.